Molecule: messenger RNA, 4004 nt
Organism: Perca flavescens (yellow perch)
Lineage: Eukaryota; Metazoa; Chordata; Actinopteri; Perciformes; Percidae
Gene: rin1b
Product: Ras and Rab interactor 1b
Exons: 12
Coding region: 121-2490 (789 amino acids)
Biological process (GO): vesicle-mediated transport
Cellular component (GO): endocytic vesicle; cytosol
Molecular function (GO): guanyl-nucleotide exchange factor activity; small GTPase binding
Source: RefSeq, a predicted model, not a curated record
CAUUGACUUAUCAUAUAAUUAACGCGUUAGCUAACAGUUGCUUGUAGACACAUCCAGCAAUUACACACAAAAAAUAAAGUAUGAAGUAUAUGAAGACGUGUUUGUGGACACCUGGUGAAUAUGCAGGAGAUGGGCAGUACACAUCGAGGCUCCGAGAGGGUCUUCAGCGUCCUGGAUCGUCUGCUGCUCACACAUCCUGUGUGGCUGCAGCUGUCACUCAGCCAAGACUCUGCCCUCUAUAUCCUGCUCAGAGAGCCUGUUGGGACCUUUUUGGUGCGUAAAUGCAGCUCCAGCCAGAGGAAGGUGCUGUGUUUGAGAGAGACAGCCGACAAAAGGGUCUCCUCUGUUAAGGAGUGCUUCAUCUGUGAGGAGGACUCCACAUUCGCUUUGGAGAACUCAGCACUCACCUUCCCUGACCUGUGUCGACUGGUGGCCUUCUACUGUAUCAGCAGAGAUGUGUUGCCCUUCCCACUGGAGCUACCAGAGGCCAUCGCCAAAGCCACAACACAUAGGCAGCUGGAGGCCAUCUCACACAUGGGCCAAGACUUCUGGAGCGCACCGACUGCUUCAGAUAUCCAAAACGGACCGGUGGACCCGGUUGCAUCCACCAGUGGCAACCAGGGUCAGAUGGCCCAGGAGCGAUGUACCCUGCUGACCCGGGGUAGACCAGGCAAACUCUGCUUCAUCAACCCGCUCUUCCUACAGCUGGAGGUUAGCAAGCAGCCACAGCUCACUAACCACAGUGCCUCCAAUAAACGGCACCGCUUCAAGCGCAGCAUGCGGCUCAGGCUCUCAGAGUCCUCAAUGAAUCUGUCUUUGGAAGGGGUCGGCUCCUUCUCACCUCGCUCAUCAUUGGAGAUGCCCGGCGGGUCAGAGAGGCUGCAGAAGGCCAACACUAACCCACAGAGAAGAAUUCACCCUGGGGCAGGGGUCCUGAGGAGAACCCCUGCUGUAUCACCGGGUUCUGCAGAGGAAGAGGACAUGAUGUCAGUCUAUGUGCCACAAACAUCUGCAAAAGUUGGGGAGCCUCCCCAGCCCCAGCAGUCCGCCCAAGCAGUGGAUACAGGCAUCGAGGUGGCAGUUCUGGCCCUGGAGCGCCGCCCGGCUCCGUCCCUGGCCGAGCUCGACAGCAGCAGCUCCUUCAGCAGCAUGGACGAGGACAAUGAUUCUGAUCCAGAAAGCAUGACCCAAGCCCCAACUCACUUCUACCAGCGCCCGCCGCUCGUGCGCUCUCGAGGCCGUGGUGGGCUGCACCGCAUGAGCGAGGCGUUUGUGUGUUUCUUUGCUCCGGACAAGCGGCUGACGCGACUGGUGGAGGAGCUGUCCAGAGACAGGCGCUCCAUCUUUGGGGGCAUGGUUCAAGACUUCCUCCUGGCACAGAGAGAAGUGCUCAAAUCCCUGGCUUCCUCUUCUUCAUCCUCUUCCACUUCACAUGUGACCUCUGUGCAGCUCCUGCAGGGCCUGCGCCUCUUUCUGUCCCAGGCAAGGUGCUGCCUGCUGGACAGUGGAGAGCUGGAGCCUCCCAUUGAAACCCUGGUGCCAGAGAACGAGAAAGACCUGGCGCUGGAGCGGGCCAUGUUCUCCUGUGUGCUCAGGCCUCUGAAGUCCCACCUUGAAAAAGCUCUAAUUGCGUCGCACAAUCAGGACGGCACCAGCCAGCGCCUCACCCAAAACAUGGUCCGUCUGAAGGGGGACGCCGCCAUGGAGCGGCUCGGCGUGCGGACGGGCGUCCCUGACAGCCGCGAGGUGGAAAGGGUUAAGCAGAAGCUGGUCCUGAUGCAGAGGACGCACUCGCCCAUCGACAAGGUGCUGCUGCUGCUGCAAGUGUGCAAGUGUGUCCACAAGGCCAUGGGUUCCUUACAUGGACAGGAAGUGAGCUGGGAAGACUUCCUGCCAUCAUUGUCCUACGUGAUUGUGGAGUGUAACAAGCCUCACAUCCUGAUAGAGGUGGAGUACAUGAUGGAGCUGCUGGAGCCCUCCUGGCUCGGAGGAGAGGGUGGCUACUACCUGACCAGUGUGUAUGCCAGUCUGUGUCUGAUCCAGAGCCUGGACAGGGAGCAGCCGUUCACCGGCUGCCUGACGCCAGAGGCCCAGGAGGCUCUGAAGGAGUGGAGCUGCAGACGGAGCCGCGAGGCCCAGAAACAAAAGGAGAACCAGCAGAGCGAGAGGUGCGUUCGGGUACUGUUCCAGGACGGGGAGCGGAGCGCCGUGCGGACGUUGCAGUGGAGAGCCGGGGAGACCAGCCAGGCCCUGGCGCAGCUGUGUGCCGCCACUUUCGAAGUGUCCGACCCGGAGCAAUACACCCUGUACUGGCGCAGUGGCGGCGAGAUGAGGGCCCUGCCGCCUCAGGCCCAGCCUCAGGACCUGGCCAGCCACAGCGAGGGAGGCCCCUCGCUCUCCUACCUGAGGACCGACCACGACUUCAGCAAGAUGCGGCGGCUCACCAGAGGUGGCGCCGUGGACCUGAGCGAGUCGGUGUGUGAGGAGUGAGUGGGAGUAAUGGAGGAAGGAGGGAGGAGGAGGAGAUGGAUGGUUGCUUUCUCUUUCUCUCUCUUUCUCUCUCUUGUUCUGUCUCUUUCUCUGCGGCGGUGUGUUGUGUCUCGUCGUGGGUCAGGACUUGUUGUGAAAAACUACAGCCCUUCUCCAGACUAGGAGCAGACCUUUAAUGGUAAACUCUUUCCUAAAUGGACCAACAUGCAGAGCACAGCAGGACCAACAUAGGGACUGUUGCCAAAAGUUGUACUAUGUACCACUCAGUGUGGCUGCUGGUGUAAAGGAGUGUACUACUAUUUGUGAAAUGGAAAAUGUGUAAUAAAUGGAUUUGGUUGUUAUUUAAAAUCCAGAGUUAUACCAUGAAGGGAUUACAUCAUUAAAACGUGAAGAGGCUCAAAUCCAAAGACAAAUUCUGUGAGACUACUGUUGCCUGGAAACAAAAUCACUUCCUGUACGCACACUAGAAGGGAAAUUGUCCACCGUGGUGAUGUAACCCUUUCACAGUAUAGUUCUAGGCAAAAUCUAAAAGACACUUGGAUGUUUUAUAACUUCACUUUUAUGUGUAAAAGUCGGAUGGAACCACGUUGUUAAAGGGUUUGGGGAUACAAACCUUUCUGUGCCCCCCUGGAAUACAGUUUGACAAAAAAGUCCACAAGACUAAACCUCAAUACCAAAGUGACAAAAAAAAAACAGAUAAAGAGAGGUCCUUUACUUCGAAAGAAAUCAGAAGGAAGCUUUAAAUCGGCUGUUUAUUUUUAGAAUCACCCACAGAGACAAUUUUAUUUUUGCUUUCUGAGAAAAAGCGCAGACUCUCCUUGCUCGCGUAAGUGUUUUUGGCAGGUGGAGUAAUGGGCGAGUAGGAGUGAAGUGAUAGAACAGCAUCAGCUCUCUUUUUCUCUUUUUUUUUUUUUUUUAACCAUGUGAGAAAAAAAUUCAAACAUCACAUCGACACACCGAGACAACCUGCAACAGAUUUACUGAAUGACUUGCGAAUGUAAUAAAUCAUUUUUUCCGUGUUGGACUUUAAUCCUUUCACAGCUGCAUUCAUUUCACGUUUGAAUUCACUGCUUUUGAGUUCUACUGUAUCUCUUGGCCGUACUGUAAAAAUAACACUGCGUUACGACUUGGACUGAGCGUACAGUCUGACCAGUAAACCAGGACCUCGCGGUGACUGGUAGAAUGUAAAUGUAAGUCACCAGCUUCUGGUGACUCCUGCUGCAAGUCAUCACGAUCAACUGACUGUUUGACUCAGUGUCAUCAUCAAUUAUCAUAUUGUGUAUUUUAAACUAACUUUUAAUUGUUCAAUUUGUUGGGUAGAUAGGUUUUCAACAUAUCUGGAGUUUUUAAUCAGCGGAGGAGGUUCAUUUUGAGAUGUGUUUUGAACAUAAUUGCAUGCUUUUUCAUUUAACGUGAAGGUUCUGCGAAUGUGGUGUGUGUGCGUGUGUGUGAAGCAUGUUUUCAUUGUAAGAGCUCACUAUUUCUUUUUUUUCAGUGUGAAAACAUAUUAAUGU